AUGAUGUUCUUCCAUUUCCUUAAACAUUGUCCAUGCAUUCUUCUCUUCCUUCUGUUUACUUUCUUUUACACUUCAACAGAAGCUUAUGAUCCACUCGACCCGGACGGAAACAUCACGGUGAAAUGGGAUAUUAUAAACUGGACACCUGAUGGUUAUGUUGCUGUCGUUACAAUGAACAACUUCCAACUGUAUCGUCAUAUACCGGCACCUGGAUGGUCAUUAGGAUGGACAUGGGCAAAGAAAGAGGUAAUAUGGGCCAUGGUGGGAGGGCAGACAACUGAACAAGGAGAUUGUUCAAAAUUUAAGGGAGUCAUCCCGCAUUGCUGUAAAGGAAAUCCAACGGUCGUAGAUUUAUUUCCCGGAGUGCCUUAUAAUCAACAAAUUGCUAAUUGCUGCAAAGGCGGUGUACUCACCUCAUGGGCUCAGGAUCCAGCAAACGCUGUUUCGGCAUUUCAACUCAGCGUUGGUAGAGCUGGCAGCUCUAAAAAAACCGUCAGAUUGCCGCAGAAUUUCACCUUGAAUACACCCGGACCGGGAUAUACAUGCGGGCCAGCGAAACUUGUGAAACCUACUAGAUUCAUAACACCGGACAAAAAGAGAGUGACUCAAGCACUUAUGACAUGGAAUGUGACAUGCACAUAUUCACAGUUUCUUGCUCAGAAAACUCCCACUUGCUGUGUCGCUCUUUCAUCUUUCUAUAACGAUACUAUUGUACCGUGCCCGACAUGUUCGUGCGGCUGCCAAGGGAAUUCAGCCCAAACGGGAAGCUGCGUAGAUCCAAGUGCGUCAGCGUCACAUUUGGCCUCGGUUGUUUCCAGCCACGAAAAGAAUAAUAUUACACCUUUGGUUCGAUGUACUAGUCAUAUGUGUCCAAUCCGAGUUCACUGGCACAUUAAGCUCAACUACAAGUUGUAUUGGCGCGUAAAGGUCACUAUUACUAAUUUCAAUUACAGGAUGAAUCACUCGAAUUGGAACUUGGUUGUUCAACAUCCAAACUUCGACAAUCUUACUCAAAUUUUCAGUUUCAACUACAAAUCAAUAAAUCCCUACGGCUCAAUAAAUGAUACAGCCCUGCUUUAUGGAGUUAAAUUCUACAAUGAUUUCCUCAUGCAAGCUGGUCCAAUCGGUAAUGUACAAUCCGAGCUACUUUUCCAAAAGAAUCUCACAACUUUUACUUUCGAAAAAGGUUGGGCGUUUCCUCGGAGAAUCUAUUUCAACGGCGACAACUGUGUGAUGCCACCGCCUGACGCAUAUCCAUGGUUACCUAAUACUGGUUCCAAACAAGAGGUUUCCCUCCUUGCUUUGAUAAUGGCAUCCUUGGUGGCAAUAGUACUUCAUGCACAUUCUUAA
This is a messenger RNA of Vicia faba (fava bean), 1350 nucleotides long. The record is from the annotation of a GenBank genome assembly. NCBI's taxonomy places the organism in Eukaryota, Viridiplantae, Streptophyta, Magnoliopsida, Fabales, Fabaceae.